AUGGCACAUAAAUAUUAUUUGUCUCAACAACAAUAUGUCAGCCAACAAUUAUUCCGAUGGGCAGAAGCUAAAAUAACGGAUCCCGGGAUAACUCAUAUUGGAAGAACCCGGCAUAUAAUAACAG
Molecule: messenger RNA, 124 nt
Organism: Entrophospora sp. SA101
Lineage: Eukaryota; Fungi; Glomeromycota; Glomeromycetes; Entrophosporales; Entrophosporaceae
Source: the annotation of a GenBank genome assembly